UAUUGCGCUCUACAAAGGGAGAUGAUGGUAAUACUACGCAUAUGCGUGAUCUUUGGGUGAUACAAACUUCUGAACUUGUCGGCGCGUAUUUCGGCUGAACGAACGGUCCGCCGACGAUUGGCCGGGAGUUUUGCAACAGUAAAGGAUAGCGUAGAAAUCUGUCACUACUCUUUUUCUCCAUGGCGACUACAAAGGAAUUAGCACGGUUGCUACUUAAUGUAGUAGGCCUUUUAUCCAAUGCAUAUGGUUUUUCGUUUGUAGUGGGCGCUUUUCCGUCCGAUAUCGGAUUCGGCGGAAUAUUCCAGUUCCUCACUAUCAUUGGUUUAACGUCUGUAAAACUUAAAACGAAAAAAAUAAAUCAUUUUGUAGCUAUUUACAAGCAUAUCGCCUAUGUUGCCACGCCGAUGGAAGGAUUGAUAACAAUCUUGUACUGGCCAAUGGUGCUUUACAGUAAAGAGUUGCUGCAACAUCAAGAAGUACCAUUCUUUCUCCCGUUACCUCUGGAUAUGUCGCUCCAUCUAUGGCCUGCUGUCUUGUUAUGGAUCGACUUCUUGGCGUUUGAUGUCGAGUUCGUGCGUUCCAAGACGCAUAUUGUUGUGAUUUAUGCAUUCACAGUAUGGUACUUGGGCUGGUCGUCGUAUUGCUUUGCCCGAAAUGGAUUUUGGGUUUAUCCAUUCUUGUCAGAAUUCUCAACUAUCGGACGCGCUACGUUCUUUAUGUUUUGCGGUAAUGUGUGCGUGGCCAUGUAUGAAGCAGGUAAAGUAUUUAUAAGGAUGGUAGUAAGCGGGAAUAAACUAGCAGGGGAUUGCUAAUUGCCAAAAACCACGAUAAACCGUAUGUGUAGGUGCAUAUAUCCAUAAAAAGGUGAAUGAGUCUCGAGUCGAAGCAGCCGGGACGAGAAAGGCCAAGAAGGCACAAUAAGUCAUUUAAAUAAAGUCGACACUUUUGAUAUUGUAACUAAAACAAUGUGGAAGUGGAUAUACAACAAAACAAGCAAUCUAGCAUAAUGUCUUUUUCUUUUCUUUUCUUCUUGUGAUAGUAAUGAUCGUAAAUUAUGUAUAAAUGUAAUUUGGCUUUUUGUUAUCUACAUUUCCAUUGCAUUGGAUUCCUCUCCCUUUUUUUCG
Molecule: messenger RNA, 1124 nt
Organism: Zychaea mexicana
Lineage: Eukaryota; Fungi; Mucoromycota; Mucoromycetes; Mucorales; Lichtheimiaceae
Product: FAR-17a/AIG1-like protein
Exons: 5
Coding region: 180-812 (210 amino acids)
Cellular component (GO): membrane; endomembrane system
Source: RefSeq, a predicted model, not a curated record